Molecule: messenger RNA, 1054 nt
Organism: Morus notabilis
Lineage: Eukaryota; Viridiplantae; Streptophyta; Magnoliopsida; Rosales; Moraceae
Exons: 2
Coding region: 336-632 (98 amino acids)
Source: RefSeq, a predicted model, not a curated record
UAUUUAUUUAUUUAUUUAUUUUUGUUUCCCUUUUCAAUUCAUUGAAAGAGCUCUCUGCUUUGAACUGCCAACAAACAAAACAAAGCUCUCUCUAUCUCUCCCUCACUUUCCUUUCCCUUUCCAUUUGAUAUCGAUUUUCCUUCGGACGGAGGAGAUUAAGAUCAUUAAUUACAAUCACUUUGCACGUACGAAGGAUUGAUAUUGAUUUUCUUUCGGAGAAAUUUCAAAAUAAAAAAAAAAAAUUUAUAGGUCUGGCCGGGUUAAGGAGCAUAGCGGUUAGAUUGGGAAGAAGAAGGAAAAGCAGAAGGAAAGUGAAGAAAGUGAGAGAUAGUUUGAUGGAUUUUUUGAACAAGAUGAUUUUCCCUGUCCGUCGAGUCUUGCUUGCUAUCUCAGCUCGCGUUAAGGCUCCUAAAUCUGGUGCCGGGCUCUUGAAGCUGCACGACGACGUUCAGAUGUGCGGAUAUCAGGACGUGCAGGUGAUGUGGGAAAUGCUGCAAAGAUCAGAGUCGGAGCUCAAUGGUCAUAACCAUGAAAACCAUCCCAAGCGCAACAAGCAGAGACCGUUUUGGAGCGUUUUUGUAUGGUCUAACAAUAGUACUACAGACCCAUCUUUCUCGGCAAAUCAUGCUUAGAUAAUACUAAAAGCGAUCAAAAUAAUUUUGGUGCUUGGUCAACAUGACGUGUGGGCAUCACAUAGUUUAUGAUGUUCAAAAGGGCCACAAUUGCAGUGACUUGGUACAGGAGUUACUGCGUUGAAGGUGUUGAGAAAUGAAUAGGAAAUGAAAAAUGUGUCGAGAGUAUUUUUCCUUUUCCUUUUCUUUGCGCCUUUCUUUUUUGUUUUUUUUGUUUUUUUAUAAUCUACCUAGGGACACUCUUAUGAAUAUUUGAGCUGAAGAUCCCCACUGGCCAUGUAGAGCAAAUGGUCCUUAAUUACAAGUGUUCCCCCGACUAUAUUCCAAGUUGGGGAGAAGUUUUGUAAAUAUGAAUAAGGUUUUGAACAAACCAGAAGAACUUUAAUGGAAUGGAAAGGAAAAUUGCCUUUUCUUUCUAUCUA